This is a messenger RNA of Diplodia corticola, 1050 nucleotides long. Its product is annotated as cral trio domain-containing protein. The record is from RefSeq and is a predicted model, not a curated record. Lineage: Eukaryota; Fungi; Ascomycota; Dothideomycetes; Botryosphaeriales; Botryosphaeriaceae. The transcript is spliced from 2 exons. Gene Ontology annotation, molecular function: phosphatidylinositol transfer activity. Bases 1 to 1050 code for a protein of 349 amino acids.
AUGUCCGCCGCCGAGACCGGGCAGAUCAAUCCGCCCGCCGCCUCUUCCAACGAGAAGGACGCCUCCGACAAGCCCACGAACUCCGCCCCAGCUUCCAGCAUGGCAGACGCUCCUGCAGCUGGCGCCGCCAAGGCCCCUUUCCCCCACCCGCUGCCGCAAUGCAAGCCUGCCGUGCCCGCCGUCCUCACCGCCGACCAGGAAAAGAAAUAUCAGGAGCUCCUUGACAGCGUGAAGAAGUGGGAGAAGGUUCCCAAGGCCGCAGCAAAGAAGAGCGAGGAGGAACCGCUGUCGGAUGACGAGCGCAUGUGGCUCACUAAGGAAUGCCUGCUCCGGUACCUGCGCGCCGUCAAGUGGGCUUCCGCCGCCGCGGCCGAGAAGCGUCUGCUGGACACUGUCAUCUGGCGCCGCGAGUACGGCACCAAUGGCUUUACCGCCGACUACAUUUCGCCCGAGAACGAGACGGGCAAGCUCAUCAUCCUGGGUUUCGACAAUGAUGGCCGCCCCUGCCUGUACAUGGAUCCGUCCAAGCAGAACACGGAGAAGAGUGACCGCCAGGUGCACAACCUGGUCUUCAUGCUGGAGAGGGCAAUCGACCUGAUGCCAGCGGGUGUGGAGAGCAUUGCGCUCCUGAUCAACUUCAAGAACAGCACAUCGGCGAAGAACCCGUCGCUCAGCCAGGGCAAGCAGGUGCUCAACAUCCUUCAGGGACAAUACCCUGAGAGGAAUGGCAAGUCCUUGAUCUCAGAGCUUCCCUGGUACGUUUCGACGUUCUUCAAGCUCAUUUCGCCCCUCAUCGAUCCCGUCACCAAGGAGAAGAUGAAGUUCAACGAGCCUUUUGGCAACUUCAUUCCCCCCGUCCAAUUGAUGAAGUCUUACGGUGGAGAGGUCGAGUUCGAGUAUGACCACUCCGUGUACUGGCCUACUCUCAACCAAAUGUGCGACAAGCUCCGCGGCGAUAGGAAAUCCAGAUGGGAAGCUAGAGGCAAGCAGAUCGGUGACAGCGAGUUCAUUCUCAAGGGCGGUGAAGAGGCCGCUCCGGCCGAGCCGUGA